Messenger RNA from Melozone crissalis (California towhee), 1817 nucleotides. RefSeq names its product RNA polymerase III subunit D (gene POLR3D). Gene Ontology annotation, biological process: transcription by RNA polymerase III. The record is from RefSeq and is a predicted model, not a curated record. Gene Ontology annotation, cellular component: RNA polymerase III complex. Lineage: Eukaryota; Metazoa; Chordata; Aves; Passeriformes; Passerellidae. Gene Ontology annotation, molecular function: DNA binding.
UGGUCGCACUGCAGGAAUCCCGUGAGGGUGUUAAAUACAGAAAGAGUGACCCCCCCAAAAAUGUCCCCCCCAGCGCUGCCCCCGGUGCCCGGUCCGGAGAGCCGGGCACUGCCCGUCACAAAGAUGGCGCCACCGCCCUCACAUCGGGUUGGGCAAUGCCAACCACAAAGAUGGCGGCUCAUUGCCAAGCCCGCCGUGCCCUCAGCAAAGAUGGCGGCGGCAGCGUCUCGCCAGGAAGGGCGCGCCGCGGAUGACGCAUGCGCAGUGAGGGCGGCGAGCCCGUGGCUGCCCGGGCAGGGCGCAGUGUGGGGGUCCACCUCCCCCUGAGCGUGCCCCCUGCCCGCAGCAUGGCCGAGGGGGGCUCUGGCAGCUCGGGCUCCCCGGGCAGCCUCCGGCCGGGGGGGCCCCGGGGGGUGCUGGGCAGGCGCCCCCCCGCGCCCCCCCUCAGCCCGGGCCGCCUGCCCUCCAUCCGCUCCCGGGACCUCACCCUGGGCGGCGUCAAAAAGAAAACUUUCACCCCCAACAUCAUCAGCAGGAAGAUCAAGGAGGAGCCCCGUGAGGAUGUGGCGGUGAAGAAGGAGAAGAAGGAGCGGGAGCGGCAGCGGGACGGGCACGGCCGGGGCCGCCACCGGCCCGAGGUCAUCCAGUCCCACUCCAUCUUCGAGCAGGGCCCCGCUGAGAUGAUGAAGAAGAAAGGCUCCUGGGACCGGAGCGUGGACGUGUCCGACUUUGGUCCUUCCCACAUCAUCAACAUCAAGAAGGAGAAGAGGGAGACGGACGAGGAGACCAAACAGAUCCUGAGGAUGCUGCAGAAGGACGAUUUCCUGGAUGACCCGGGGCUGAAGAACGACAUCCGGAACAAGCCGGUGCAGCUGCCCCUGGCACACUCGGGGUGGCUCUUCAAGGAGGAGGUGGCAGAGCAGGAGGACACUCAGCCAUGGCUGCCUGCAGCCAAGGAGGAGAAGAUGGAGCUGGACCCACCAGCAGUGAAAGUGAAGGAAGAGCCCUGUGAGGAGGAUCCCAAGCCAGCCCAGCCCAAGGGCCCCCCCGGGUUCCCACGGGAUGUGUCAGCAGCAGAGCUGCUGCAGAGGCUGAGCCUGGCCCAGGAGGAGGAGCUGCUGUUCCUGCAGCUCCCUGACACCCUGCCAGGGCAGCCCCCCAGCCACGACUCCAAACCCAGCAAGGCUGAGCUGCACAGCGAGGACGGGCAGGUGCUGCUGGUGAAGCAGGAGAAGAGCCAGGAGGCCAAGCAGGCAGAGAACAUCUGCACCCUGGCCGACCUCCCCGAGGGCCAGGUGGGGAAGCUGCUCAUCCGAAAGUCGGGCAAAGUGCAGCUGGUGCUGGGCAAGGUCACCCUGGACGUGACCAUGGGCACCCCCUGCUCCUUCCUACAGGAGCUGGUGUCCGUGGGCAUCGGGGACAACCGCACGGGUGAGAUGAUGGUGCUGGGCCACGUCAGGCACAAGCUCGUCUGCUCCCCGGACUUUGAGGCUCUCCUGGAGCACAGGCACCGAUAGCCCAGGGGGUCCCAGGCCCCCCAGACCCCAGGAUGGACCCUCAGCCCCUCCAGAUGUGCCUUGGGACGUGGGCAGGGGGCUGGGAUCCCAAUCCCGUGCUGUGAUCCUGAGGGAUCCAGAGCCAGCUCCCAGCUGGUGUCCGGCCGUGUCCCCCACACCAGCGGCUCCCCCCAGUGCCAAACGGGGAUCUUGGGGUGUGUGGGGGGCUCUGGGGUGUCCCCCAGCUCUGUGGACACGUUGGUGGGAGCAGGACACACCUCCUGGGGGAAAAACCUGGAAUAAAAGCUCUGUUCCCCCUGU